This is a messenger RNA of Xylaria bambusicola, 996 nucleotides long. RefSeq lists its product as uncharacterized. The record is from RefSeq and is a predicted model, not a curated record. The coding region runs from base 1 to 996 and encodes 331 amino acids. NCBI's taxonomy places the organism in Eukaryota, Fungi, Ascomycota, Sordariomycetes, Xylariales, Xylariaceae. The transcript is spliced from 2 exons.
AUGAAAGCUUCAGUGACUGAGGGACAGCACGGCGACGAUAGCUCGGAUUCAGACGCACGAGGAGCUCACGAAUUACGCCUAUGGCCACCGCCUCGACUGCAGGCGUACUGCCUCGACCACUUCCUUAUGGAAUGCGAGAUAUACCACGAGCAGGAGAAUGACAGAUACAAGAAGCUAGUAGCGCAUUCACGCGAGAGCUUCCUCAAGAAAAUAACAUCAUCAUCAUCAAAUCCACAACAACCUAUUAUUUCUGCCCCCACGCGCCGGCAGCCCUCGCGCCGAGCCAAGGAGAAGCACUCCGUAAUAGGAACGCCGUCAUCACUGAAUGGUCCACCACGGCCUCGGAAGCUAUCCAUCGCCCCCUUCAAGCCGGCGAAGCUAGAAAAGGCGUUCAAGGAAUCUCCACAGGGCACCAUGUUUCGGAUCCUCAAUGGGUUCUGGAAGAAACUCGAACUCCACAAGAGUUGGGCUGCAUACCGCUCGGUACUGGAGAGAAAGGUCCAAGAGCUCGUGAGACGAUUGGAAGCUGAAACGGGCGAGGGCAAACCCAUCCAUAAAGACUGCGUUUUCCGCGGCCCCUUAGGGGUAGAAUGUCGGUACUGUGGGUUCGUGGCGACAGUGCACGAGGACGCGGCAGUGACGCCGCGGAAACUCGCUCCGCCCGCCGCCAUGCGCGCAAUACGGCGCCUCUCCGAAGGCAGCGACGACACAGCAGGGUCGCCAAGACUCGAGUUGCGCGGAACGGACAUGAUCGUCGACAUCUGUAGCGGGAAGGCGAUGAUCGUGCUCGUGAAUCUCAAGGGAGUCCUGGAUUUAUGCGCUGAGGCCCUUGGGGACGAAGAGGUUGUGCUGGCGAGUCCGACUAGCUUAUCGGCGCGUUUGAGCACGAUUCAAACCCCGAGUUCUACAGUUACACGCGCUAAGAGAUGGAAAGAAACCGAGCGAGAGACGCCCAGAAGAAAUAAGAGGAGAAAAUCAGAGGUACUACCUGACUAA